Paecilomyces variotii is the source of this 5185-nucleotide messenger RNA. RefSeq names its product putative amylo-alpha-1,6-glucosidase. Gene Ontology annotation, biological process: glycogen biosynthetic process; glycogen catabolic process. NCBI's taxonomy places the organism in Eukaryota, Fungi, Ascomycota, Eurotiomycetes, Eurotiales, Thermoascaceae. The record is from RefSeq and is a predicted model, not a curated record. The transcript is spliced from 3 exons. Gene Ontology annotation, molecular function: 4-alpha-glucanotransferase activity; amylo-alpha-1,6-glucosidase activity. The coding region runs from base 199 to 4806 and encodes 1535 amino acids.
CCAUGGACAGCUUUUCUCUCCUCCAUAAAUAGUUGAUUUGGAUUUUAUCCCUUCUUCAAUUCUUGUUGUUCAGCUGGGGGAGCGCUGUAUGCGAUAUCGCGUUCAUCGAUCUCCUGCGGACAUACCUGGUCUCCGCAUCUCCACCCCUCUUGUUAUCAUUCAUUACCUGUCGUUCCUGUCGAGCAGUCAUCCGUGACAAUGAGUGUUGAUAGGCAGGUAUACCUCCUGCCUCUCAAGGAUGAUGGCUCGCCGGACGUCCCUGGGGGUUACAUCUACCUUCCACCCCCCACGGAUCCUCCAUAUGUCCUUCGUUUCGUGAUCGAGGGAACAAGCUCCAUAUGCCGUGAAGGGAGCUUGUGGGUGAACAUCCCUGAAGAAGGCGUUGACUUCGACCGCUCGAAUUUUAGGCAAUACGAUCUUCAGCCGGACUUCAACAAGAACAUCCAGAUUGACGUGCCCAUAACCACCCCUGGCGCAUUUGCCUUCUACACGACUUAUUCUCCUCUCCCGGACUUUUCACUAGAACCUGUCCCGACUCCCAAGCCGACAAGGACGCCUACACACUAUGUUGAUGUCUCACCGGCGUUGACGUUGCAAGAAAAGCCGCUGCCGUUGGACGCUCUGUCCAUAUUUUCAGUCAUCUCGAAGUUUAUGGGGAAAUAUCCAGAUGACUGGGACAAGCACCUGCGGGGAAUUGGCGAGAGAAAGUACAAUAUGGUGCAUUUCACGCCGUUGAUGAAACGCGGAGAUUCAAACUCCCCGUACAGCAUCUACGACCAGCUGCAGUUUGACCCCGAGUGCUUUCCAAAUGGCGAGGAGGACAUUGCAGAUCUAGUGGCGAAGAUGGAGAAAGAUUAUCAGUUACUGGCGCUUACAGACGUGGUCUGGAAUCACACGGCACAUAAUAGCCAGUGGCUGGAAGAACAUCCAGAGGCGGGAUACAACGUGGAGACUGCCCCAUGGCUAGAAUCGGCAUUGGAACUGGAUAAUGCUCUGAUCAAAUUCGGAAACGAUCUAGCAGAUCUAGGUCUUCCUACAGAGUUCAAAAGUGUCGAUGACCUUGUCACUGUGAUGAACGCCUUGCGAAAACAUGUCAUCGAUGCGAUCCGACUAUGGGAAUUCUACGUCGUGGACGUCAAGUCAGAGAGCCAGCGUGUCGCCGAGGAAUGGAAGAGUAAUUCCGGCGAUGAGCCGGAUGUUCAAAACACAGAGGAGAUCAAGGGAUGGGAUCUUAAGCAGAAAGUUUCUUACGUGCGCGAGAAAGCUCUCGUCAAUGGGGACCGUAUUCUCGGCAGAUUCGGUCGUGAAGUGAAACCAACCGUUGUUGCAGGUUUAGUUACUGCAAUCUUCGGACGCUACAAUGAAUCAUCUGACAUUUCUGCAAUUGAGAGUGAAGUUGGAAAGAUCCUUGAUGAGCUAAAUGCCCCUUGCUACGCGGAGUAUGAUGCAGACGUGGCUGAAAUACUGGAGCAACUCUUCAACCGGAUCAAAUAUGUCCGUAUCGAUGACCAUGGCCCAAAGUUGGGCCCAGUCACCAAGGAAAACCCGUUGAUCGAGACCUACUUCACUCGACUGCCCGAUAACGACACAACCAAGAAGCACAACCCCAAAGCAUUGGCACUUGUGAACAAUGGCUGGAUCUGGAAUGCCGACGCUAUGCGCGAUAAUGCAGGACCAGACUCGAAAGCUUACUUGCGCCGAGAGGUUAUUGUCUGGGGUGAUUGUGUCAAACUACGGUACGGCUCCGGUCCAGAUGAUAACCCUUUCCUCUGGGAUUAUAUGGCACGCUAUACUCGUCUUAUGGCCAAGUAUUUCUCUGGAUUCCGCAUCGACAAUUGCCACUCCACUCCACUCAGGGUAGCCGAGUAUCUCCUUGAUGAGGCUAGGAAAGUGCGUCCGAAUCUCACUGUCUUUGCAGAACUCUUUACAGGGUCUGAGGAGACCGACUACGUCUUUGUCAAGCGGCUAGGUCUGAGUGCACUGAUUCGUGAGGCAAUGCAAGCAUGGAGUACCGGCGAGCUGAGUCGCCUUGUUCACCGGCAUGGAGGUCGGCCAAUUGGCAGUUUUGACCUUGACCUUCCGACUGCGGGCAGCAGCCAUGCGGUCAGCUCUGCUAAAUCAGAGGGCGAACGGGAAACUAUUUCCCACAUCCGUCAGAGUCCUGUGCAUGCACUUUUCAUGGACUGCACGCACGACAACGAGGUCCCGGCACAGAAACGGGAUGCAAGAGAUACCCUCCCUAAUGCGGCGCUGGUUGCCAUGUGUGCCUCAGCUACUGGAAGUGUCAUGGGUUACGAUGAAAUAUACCCUAAGCUGGUUGAUCUAGUGCAUGAGACCCGUCUGUACCAUUCGGCCUUCUCUGAACAAGCCCACCUCUCGACUGGAACGACAGAGGGGGGAAUUGGCAGCGUCAAGAAGUUUCUUAAUAAACUGCAUACUAUGAUGGGUGUUCAAGGAUACGAUGAGACGCAUAUCCAUCACGACGGUGAAUAUAUUACUGUUCACAGAGUCCACCCGCAAACUAGGAAGGGGAUAUUUUUGAUUGCGCAUACGGCCUUCCCUGGAUAUGGCAAUGGCAACGGAGUGAUUGCCCCGACACACCUUGUGGGCACAAAAGCUAAGCUGCUUGGCAGCUGGCUGUUGGAAGUUGAUGCCAGCCAAGAGAAGAAGGAUGAGACAUUAGCCGAUAAGCAACUUCUCAAAGGGUUGCCCAGCCGGGUUGUCGCGAUCGAUGGUGCCAAAGCCACUCAAAAAGGAGAUGACACGACCAUCUAUGCGUCAGAGAAGUUGGUACCUGGUUCUAUCGCCUUGUUUGAGACCUGGAUUCCACGGGCUGAGCACUCCGAGGGACUGCACAAUUUUAUUACUGGAGGUGCAAAAGAAGCUUUCAGCGAUCUUGACUUGGUUGAUCUUAACUUCGUGCUAUACAGAUGCGAUGCAGAGGAGAGAGAUUCAAGUGAAGGUCAGGAUGGCGUCUACAAUAUUCCCAACUACGGUCCGCUGGUAUACGCGGGUCUGCAGGGAUGGUGGAGUGUACUCGAGAAUAUCAUCAAAUACAAUGACUUGGCGCACCCCCUUUGCGAUCACCUGCGCCAAGGCCAGUGGCCUCUUGACUAUAUCGUGCAACGAAUGGAAAAGAUGGCCAAAAAGAAGGGCUAUACGCGGUUGUAUGAGCCGGCAGUGUGGUUGCGGGAGAGGUUCCAUGCGGUGCGUAAGCUACCCAGCUUUCUCUUGCCAAGAUACUUUGCUAUGAUAGUUCAAAAGGCAUACAUGGCAGCUUGGGAGCAAGCUAUCAGCUUAUUCGGCAAGGACGUCCGACACGGCCAGGAGUUCAUUCAUCAGCUUGCCAUGGUCAGUGUGCAGAUGACUGGAUAUGUAAAGUCGGCGUCGCUCUGGCCAAUGAAGAGUGUCCCCAGUCUUGCAGCUGGCCUACCACAUUUCGCAGUUGAGUGGGCUCGCUGCUGGGGACGUGAUGUCUUCAUCUCCCUUCGAGGAUUGCUUCUUUGCACAGGUCGUUUCGAGGAGGCCAAGGAACAUAUAUUUGCAUUCGCAAGUGUCCUCAAGCAUGGAAUGAUACCGAACUUGCUAAGCGCUGGCAAAAACCCGCGAUACAACUCCCGAGAUUCAGUGUGGUUCUUCAUCCAGGCUAUCCAAGACUAUACCAAGAUGGCGCCUGACGGCAUCCAGAUUCUCAAAGAAAAGAUACCAAGGCGUUUUAGGCCGUACGAUGAUACCUGGUUCCCGUUCGACGAUCCAAGAGCUUAUUCUAAGUCUUCAACCAUCGAAGAUGUUAUCCAGGAGGCUUUCCAAAGACAUGCUAGCGGACUCUCUUUCAAAGAGUACAAUGCAGGACCCGAGCUCGACAUGCAAAUGAAGGAAGAAGGCUUCAACAUCAAUGUUAACGUCGAUUGGGAGACAGGGCUGAUAUUCGGAGGCAGUCAGCUGAACUGUGGUACAUGGCAGGAUAAAAUGGGAGAGAGCGAAAAAGCACGAAGCAAAGGAAUUCCCGGAACUCCCCGUGACGGUGCAGCAAUCGAGAUCACAGGCCUUCUUUAUAGUGCUCUGAAGUGGGUCAAUGAACUCCACGAAGCUGGGGACUACCCGUAUCCGGGAGUUGAUAUUGAUAGUGGAAAACUGGUAACAUUCGCGGACUGGGCUUCUAAGAUCAAGAGCAAUUUCGAGCGCUGCUACUACGUUCCUCUUGAUCCGAAAGAAGACGGACAAUAUGACGUUGAUCCUUCCAUUAUCAAUCGGAGAGGAAUUUACAAGGACCUGUACCGAUCCGGUAAACCUUACGAGGAUUACCAGCUUCGUUCCAACUUCCCAAUCGCCAUGACCGUUGCACCUGAGCUCUUCACGCCAUCCAAGGCACUGUAUGCGCUGUCUAUUGCAGACUCUGUUCUAAUGGGCCCGACUGGCAUGGCUACUCUGGACCCCUCUGACAUGAAUUACCGACCCAAUUAUAACAACUCGGAAGACUCUACAGACUUUGCGACCGCCAAGGGCCGAAACUACCACCAGGGCCCGGAAUGGGUCUGGCCACGAGGCUUCUUCUUGCGUGCACUCCUGCAUUUCGAUCUCCAGCGUCGACAAACUGCCGAGGAGCGGACAGAGACCUUCCAGCAGGUGACUAGGAGAUUGGACGGCUGCAAAAAGGCUCUGCGGGAGAGUCCGUGGAAAGGCCUGACGGAAUUAACAAAUAAGGAUGGCGCAUUCUGCGCAGAUUCGUCACCUACCCAAGCCUGGUCCGCAGGAUGUCUGUUGGAUCUAUACUAUGAUGCAGCCCAAGAGGCAUUACGUGCAUAGGAGGAGGAACAACGAGGAAUUUAAUUUGAGGGGUUACAAUCCGAAAUCGUGAAUAUAUGCAUGUCUCUCUGUGUAGAUAGAUAUUCUUUUCUUCGAGUUGAUCCAGCUUCCCUUCUCACAUAAAACUUGUUCGUGCAUUCUUUAGAUAGUUAAUCGCAGUAUAUAGCGUCAUUAUGUCUGCUUGUCCUUUCCUGCGUCCGUUUUUAUCGCAUGCAGUGUGAAUACUACUCCAGGAUAUCUGGAUGCGCUGUCAACGAAGCAGCCACACACAUACUUACUAAAUUUAUUAUGGCAACUAGUUAAGUACCGGCACUAAAGAUGACUUAAAUAACUAUGCAAGGGUGCAACUCUCCAAACACACUCUCAUCUUCGGUAUCUU